AUGCACUCACACCACGGGCAACACCAAGGCCACCACAUUACGUUGGAGACCCUCCACAUCAACCCCGCCGCGUUGCUGUAUUCGCCUACCGGCGGAAUGAUGCGUGUCUCGUCGGGGGCGCUUGCGCCGAGCAUGCUCCUCCCUGCACAGGCCGGUGCCAUGCCGCCGCAUAGCCCCACGGGAACAUCGAUGCCCCUCAUAUCCUCGCAGCUCGAGGGCAAGAGCCACAAGCACAGCCUUUCAUUCGAUGACACCGACAGCCUGUCGGACAACGAAGGAAACAGUGACAGUGGCGAGGGUCCAAGGAAGCGAGGGAGGGUGGAAACAGUUGAACGCAAGACGAAGAAGUGCGCGAUGGAGCGUAAGCGGAGGAAGGACCUGAACGAGGGCUUCCACGGGCUGAGGCAGGCGCUGCCGCUGACCAUCUCGCGACCCAGCAAGACCACCCUGCUGCACUACGCCGUGGACUACAUCAAGCAGCUCGAAGCCGAGGUGUCCCACCUGCGCGACGAGAACCGUGCCCUGCGCAAGGCCAUGACCGGUUAG
Messenger RNA from Acanthamoeba castellanii str. Neff, 546 nucleotides. Its product is annotated as Helixloop-helix DNA-binding domain containing protein. Gene Ontology annotation, molecular function: DNA-binding transcription factor activity; protein dimerization activity. The transcript has 2 exons. NCBI's taxonomy places the organism in Eukaryota, Discosea, Longamoebia, Acanthamoebidae. The coding region runs from base 1 to 546 and encodes 181 amino acids. Gene Ontology annotation, cellular component: RNA polymerase II transcription regulator complex. Gene Ontology annotation, biological process: positive regulation of transcription by RNA polymerase II. The record is from RefSeq and is a predicted model, not a curated record.